This is a messenger RNA of Solea solea (common sole), 5835 nucleotides long. RefSeq names its product adenylate cyclase type 1-like. The record is from RefSeq and is a predicted model, not a curated record. The coding region runs from base 276 to 3656 and encodes 1126 amino acids. Gene Ontology annotation, biological process: adenylate cyclase-activating G protein-coupled receptor signaling pathway; cAMP biosynthetic process; intracellular signal transduction. The transcript is spliced from 20 exons. Lineage: Eukaryota; Metazoa; Chordata; Actinopteri; Pleuronectiformes; Soleidae. Gene Ontology annotation, molecular function: adenylate cyclase activity. Gene Ontology annotation, cellular component: plasma membrane.
GAGAGAGAGACGCGUGCUGCUGCACAUUGGUCGGGCCACUUUCCUGACGACACCAACAAUCGUCAACCUGUGGACAGAGAGCAGAGCGCGGCUGCUCUGCGGUCUCCUCCACUGCCACCCUCUCCCUCUCCAACACCGAGCCGAGCCGUGCCGUGGCACACUCCCUCACUCGGACAUCCAGGACGCAUGCACUGCCGGGGAGAGGGUGUCGGUUCGAUUUCCAAGCGGCGGAGAGGAGCCGAAAAGUUGAGGGGCUCGUGCGCCAUCCCCGCUUCAUGAAUGGCCGGAACAUGGAGGAGGUGCCAUUCGAAAGAGUCAAGACCCGGCGGCGGAAGGGUCACUGGCCGGCCGCUGCGCCUCUGGGCGCCAUCGCCUGCGAGGAUGAGUUCAACAGCCACGAGCUGGAGGUUCUGUUUCAGAGCUACAACCUGAAGCUGGAGCAGACCGCCACGCUCAAAGCGCUGGCCGUGCUCAUCGUGGCCGCGUCGUCGCUCUCCCUGGUGGAGCUGCUGUCCAGCCCGCGCCUCACCUUGUCCAAGGGCUCGUACCCGGUGCACUGCGUGGUCUUCCUGUCGCUCUUCAUCGUCACUAACGUCAAGUACCUGCAGGUGACGCAGCUGCAGCAGAUCGCGAAGCUGGCGCUACUCUUCAGCUUCACCUUUGCGCUGCUCUGCUGCCCGUUCCCGCUGGCGCUCGGCACGCCGGAGCCGGUGAGCGCCUCUGCACCGGAGCAAGGCGUAUGGCAGCUCAUGCUGGUCACCCUCGUGGCUUACGUGCUGCUGCCGGUGCGGACGCUCAUGGCCGUGCUGUUCGGGGUCAUGCUGGCCGCGUCCCACUUCAUUGUCAUCGCGACGUCGGUCACGGGGAGGAAGCAGAGGCUGUGGAGACCGCUGGUGGCCAACGCCGUGCUGUUCACCAGUGUCAACUUGUCGGGGGUGUUUGUGAGGAUUAUUACUGAGCGCGCCCAGAGGAAAGUCUUCCUGCAAGCCCGCAACUGCAUCGAGGAGAGGCUGAGGCUCGAAGACGAGAAUGAGAAACAGGAGCGUCUGCUAAUGAGUCUACUGCCGAGGAAUGUUGCCAUGGAGAUGAAGGAGGACUUUCUGAAGCCGCCUGAGAGGAUCUUUCACAAGAUCUACAUCCAGCGUCAUGACAAUGUCAGCAUCCUGUUUGCAGACAUCGUGGGCUUCACCAGCCUGGCCUCUCAGUGCACAGCUCAGGAACUGGUCAAACUGCUCAACGAACUCUUUGGAAAGUUUGACGAACUGGCAACAGAGAAUCACUGCAGGAGAAUCAAGAUCUUGGGCGACUGUUACUACUGUGUGUCAGGACUGACUCAACCUAAGGCUGACCACGCCCACUGCUGCGUGGAGAUGGGACUGGACAUGAUUGACACCAUUGCGUCGGUGGUGGAGGCGACGGAGGUGGAUCUGAACAUGCGCGUGGGCCUGCACACAGGACGUGUGCUGUGUGGCGUGCUGGGCCUCAGGAAGUGGCAGUAUGACGUGUGGUCAAACGAUGUCACACUCGCAAAUGUGAUGGAGGCCGGAGGGCUGCCUGGUAAGGUGCACAUCACACGGACGACACUGGAGUGUUUGAACGGAGACUACGAGGUGGAGCCGGGCUUCGGACACGAGAGACACGCCUUCCUGCAGAAGCAUCACAUCGAGACCUUCUUCAUCGUGCCGUCGCACAGACGCAAAAUUUUCCCCGGUCUCAUCCUGUCAGACAUCAAACCAGCGAAGAGGAUGAAGUUUAAGACGGUGUGUUACCUGCUGGUGCAGCUCAUGCACUGCAGGAAGAUGUUCAAGGCCGAGAUCCCCUUCUCCAACGUCAUGACCUGUGAGGACGACGACAAGCGGAGGGCCCUGCGGACCGCGUCGGAGAAGCUGAGGAAUCGGACGUCUAUCUCAGCCACCGCCCCACAGCUUUCCCCGGGAACGCGAGUCAACCGCUUCAUCGGGCGGCUCAUCGAAGCGCGGCAGACUGAGUCGGGAACAUCAGACCUCAACUACAUCACCCUGUUCUACAGGAGCAGAGACAAGGAGCGCAGGUAUCACCAGGUGUUCGACGACUAUUUCAUCAGUGCUGUCAUUCUGUCUCUGAUCCUGGCUGCUCUGUUUGGUCUCAUCUACCUGCUAAUGAUCCCGCAGGGGAUGCUGGUGCUGCUGCUGCUGGUGCUGUGCGUGUGUUUCCACGUGUCCUGUGUCAUGUACCUGCAUCUCACCAGUGUUCAGUGCCAGCCGGGCUGCCUCACCAUCCAGAUCCGAACAGUUCUGUGUGUGUUCCUCGUCCUGCUCACCUACUCUGUCACUCAGGCCUGUGUGGUGGGAUGCGUCCCUUGGGGAAAAGUGGGGACAAACUUUAACUGCUCAGCAGACGACGACGACGACGACAUCUUCGCGGACACUAACAACGUCACGAUGGUGGACAGAGCUUGUCCCAACAUGGCGUACGCGCUGCUGUCCUGUGUGGCCGGCACACUCACCAUUGUCCCCUACCUCAGAGUGUCCUCGCUUCCCAAGAUCCUGCUGCUCCUCCUCCUCUCUGUCACCUACACCGUUGUCAUGGAGUCCAGCGGCUAUCGCCAGGCUGUGGGUGGUGGGUUCCUCCAUGUGCGAGGUUAUGACCCCGUGUUGGCCGUCUUGUUGUUUUCUGGAGCUUUGGCGCUUCAUUCCAGACAACUGGACCUGAAACUGAGGCUGGAUUAUCUCUGGGCAACUCAGGCCGAGGAGGAGAGAGACGACAUGGAGAAGGUGAAGUUGGACAAUAAGAGGAUCCUGUUUAACCUGCUGCCGGCUCAUGUGGCUCAGCACUUCCUCAUGUCCAACCCCAGGAACAUGGACCUGUAUUACCAGUCCUACACUCAGGUGGGAGUUCUGUUCGCCUCCAUCGCAAACUUCAACGACUUCUACAUCGAGCUGGACGGAAACAACAUGGGCGUGGAGUGUCUGCGGCUCCUCAAUGAGAUCAUCGCAGACUUUGACGAGCUGAUGGAUAAAGAGUGUUACAGGGACAUCGAGAAGAUCAAGACGAUCGGCAGCACGUACAUGGCUGCAGUAGGGCUGGUUCCUACGACUGCCUCCAAGGCAAAGAAGUCCAUCACCACACAUUUAUGCACCGUGUCCGAUUUCGCCAUCGACAUGUUUGACAUCCUGGACGCCAUCAACUACCAGUCUUAUAACGACUUUGUCCUCAGAGUAGGUAUCAAUGUGGGCCCGGUGGUCGCAGGAGUGAUCGGAGCCAGGAGGCCUCAGUACGACAUCUGGGGAAACACGGUGAACGUCGCCAGCAGGAUGGACAGCACAGGAGUGCCAGGAAAGAUACAGGUGACAGAAGACGUUUAUCGUCUCAUCACAGACUACUAUGAUUUUGUCUGCCGCGGGCAGGUCAGCGUGAAGGGCAAAGGUCAGAUGCUCACAUACUUCCUGCAGGGACGCAGACAGGGGGGCGGAUGGCUGUCUCACGCCCAGCAGCGGCCGAGCAACGGCGAGCGGCGUGCGAGCGCGUUUGGCCACGGCAGCGUGUGCACCAAGCUGAGCCCCGCCCCCACCGUCGCCGCGUACUCCACCGUCAGGACGCCGAGUCUGUCCAAACCCACGGCCUCCACCAGCACCAGCACCAGGUACCUGCCCUCUGUCCCUACGGCAAUCAUGUGACGGACGCUGUCUCCAUGGUAACCGUGGAAAACAAGGAAAAAAACGACAGUGGCGGCGGAGGCGAUGUUCAGACUCUGCUCGUCCAAUCAAAGGCCUGAACUCGUGUCUGGACCACGUUUAGGACUGACCACAGGAGGUCCCCCCCCGCACACACACACACACACACUCCAGCACUGUUUGUGGCUUUGCAGCAUGGGCUGUCAUGAACAGGAUACAGGAUGCUCUUUAGCCAGGUUGCUCUGUAAUCAAUCAAAGGCCAAGGAAGUCUUCAGGAUUUCAGAGGCACUGUCCCCACCUGCCCCCCCCCCCCCAAAAAGAAAACUUAAAAACAGCAUCUUGAUCAGCAUCAAAAUAAAAACAAAUUCUCACGUAAGCCUCAAAACACACGCGGAAACUCCUCCGACCAAAUCAGAGCUGUUGCCUUAGCGACCGCUCCUCACAGCACGAGUUUCUCUUGCCAUUGUUUCCGUUGCCUUUUUUUUAAAAAACCUUUAUUGAUUCACUGGACAACAUUUCAGAGUCACUGACUCCAGGGGGCGCUGCUGUCCACCACACAACUGUUAAUGGCACAACUCCCUGAGCUCUCGCCGAUGCCACUGCUGUCCGUCCGUCCGUCUGUUUCCCUGUGAUGCUUGACUUCCAGAUUCUUCCUCGUCAGAGUGUAGCAAUAAAGCGGUUUUGUCUCUUAUCUCAGCCUCUCCUAACCCCGCCCCCUCUCCCCUGCAUGCUGUAGCCAUCUGGCUCCUUUUUUGACCUGAUAGUGUCUGUAGCCAAUAGAGUGUGCAGAGCUCGCCACACUAUUAUUAUGGUCUGUAUCUGUGUGAAGUGGAAGCAUGACCCCUGAUUUUCUGUAUUGUGCGAGUGUGAUUUCUUCCUCAUGGAGUUCUAUUUAAAAAAAGAAUAUUUUAUUUAUUGAGAUAUUUUAUUAUUAUUGUUGAAAUAUCCUGUUUCCACUAUUUUUCUGAACUUUACUUCCAGCUGCUUUCAUAGAGAAGAGUCAGCUGGUGAGGAGAAGGAACUAAACUCCCGAUGAUUUUCUUUUAUGGUAUAGCAUGUUACUACGAUGACAGCGUGGCUCGCACCGCAGCCAUUAACUCUCCUCUAAUCUGUUGUAGCAUGCACUGCCUGCGAGCCUGUGGCUGUUCCAUGCAUGCUGUGAUGAGACAUUAGCACAGGUCUUAAUAGUCGUUCUAAUGCAUGCGCUGAAGGUAGCAGUCAACUUGAAUGUAAGGUCCUUCUCUUUUUUAUUAUUAUUAUUUCUUUAUGGAACUUUGUCUUCUUCUUCUUGAGCUUGGUAUCUUCAGGAUCGUUUGACAUCAGGCUGGAGACUCCUCCUCCUCCUCCUCCUCCUCCUGCCCCUCCUCCUCCUCCUCCUGCCCCAACAGGUAGCCAGUUUAUUAAAAAUGUGCCAACCUAUUUUCAUAAACAUAUCAAAGUGUUGGUGUCAAAGCGCUGUAGCACGGCUGAAUGUGUGGAUUUCCUGAUGUUUCUGUCGAAUGCCUGCGUUUUUACUGUGUUCUUUAACCGUUUUGUAAGAAUUUCAAAGCAGCGGCGAGAGAUUUGUUUUGGACAAGUGAAACGAUGUUGUUCUUCUUCUUAUCGUCAUUUGAAAUAGAUUUGAAGUCUUACGGGAGCUUUAAGAUUUUUGUUUUUUAUAUAUAUUAUACUCUAAACAUUUAAUUAAACGUGGAUGGGACCGAGUUGUGUACAAUAUUUUUUUGGUGUAAAUUGGAUAUUUUCAUACUGUAUGAUACGGGUUUGAAUUGUCACAUGUAAUAGCUAUUGUACACUGAUUUUUUUUGUUUGUUGAAGAUGUAUUUAUGGAGAUGUUUUAUGUGAAUGUACAUUUUGUUAAAGACGAUAUUUUAUACUAUAAGUGUUUGCACUGCCAUGAUAUCGACGUGUUAUGAAAAUAAAGCCAGCGAGGAUGAUGUGUCUCCUGGGGAGAGUGCGCCCCUCCUUCCUGUGCUCUUUUUUUUAAACAGUAAACACGGAGAGAGAGCGUCCGUCAAACCUGGUCCCAGAGUUACGUAACUGUAGAAAAACAAGAGUAGCUGAUGUAAGAAGUCAGGAGCAACAUCAGGGUCAAUGUCAGCGGAGUCCAGCGGCGUUGUUUUGAUGGAACUGAACCAUGCCAGAAAAACAUGACGCCACAGUUUGUCAAAUGUUGUGAUAUUAA